GAUGGUGAUAUCCAACUUGCCGAAGUAAAGUAUUUCACCCGGCUUGCAGCUGAGUCUGGUGUCAGUGAAGAUGGACCAAUAUGGAGCUGGAAGGAUGUUGCUAUUGUUGUGAUGUAUUCUCAACCUGAUGUGGCCAUCCUUGAUCUCUCCUUCCAAGCAGUAAGCUUGUGUGCUUAUCUUGAAGAUGACAUUCAAGUCGUCAAUAUCAAGUCAAUCAAAGCUGUAGUUGGAAUGGUACCCCACAAGCCCACAUUACCAUCCGGAGUGGUAGAGAAUUGGUUUUUUCUUGUUGAAAAACCAGGGCUUGACAUUGCGACCUUC
Suillus paluster is the source of this 321-nucleotide messenger RNA. RefSeq lists its product as uncharacterized. The transcript has a single exon. The annotation marks the transcript as partial. NCBI's taxonomy places the organism in Eukaryota, Fungi, Basidiomycota, Agaricomycetes, Boletales, Suillaceae. The record is from RefSeq and is a predicted model, not a curated record.